UUUUUUUAUGCCUCUCCGAGUCUUCACUGAACAAAAGCCAACUCUGUGUUUCAGAUGUAGGCGCCUGUCUGUGAUUCUAAUGAUUCACCGUGCGCAUGCGCUGAGCGGUGGCGCGUCUGCUCUGGAGUUUAUUCAUCAACGCUCUGAAACUUCGGUAUUAUUCUGCGUUUAAGGACGCGUGUCACGGUGUGAAAGGAAAAUACUGACUGACGUGCGGCUAAAUGGAUUGAGACGGUCCGGCGAGAGAAAGAAUAAAAGAAGUGAGUGAGAGAGAGAGCAAGGACGAAUAAUCCAGCUAAUCCAGGCCAAUCCCAGCCGUUCAGACUCCUCUGAGCCACAGACAAAACACAGCGGCUCAUAUGCGCGUCUGAUGCGCUUUAGACGGGCUGUUUUGGGGGAUCCUGGGGCGCUGAAGGCCUGCGGUGGGAUUCGUAAACACUAAAAUAACAGAUCAGAGUGCUGGUGGACGUCAGGUGUGUCGGGACAAAGCUGAAGGAAAAGGACAGCGCUGGAUGUCAUUCAUCUUACAAAACGUCACGUUUCUGGAGAAACAGUGUUCAACUUUGGUGUGGACAUGCACUCAGAUGCAGUUUUAAAGGAGAUAUAAAAGACGUGACGGUGUGAAACAGAUGUUUGGAAGAAGUUCUGCUUGAUUUACAUCUGGCAUCUGUUUAAAUUUGAGGAGCACAUCAUCAUCAACUUAUAUUUUUGACAGACUUUUUGGCUUUGGUUUUAAGGAUCAUUUAAGUCAUAUUUCUCAUCAUGAGUCUGGGAAAGCUGCCGGCGAUCAAAGGCCUGGUGUCCACGUCUCACGGCAAACAUCGGUUUAAGAGCGAGCUGUCGGUGGACAUGAUCAGUCCGCCACUCGGCGACUUCCGCCACACCAUGCACGUGGGCCGCGGUGGGGACGUCUUCGGUGACACUUCGUUUCUGAGCAACUAUGGCGGAUCAAGUAACAGCGAUGGAAUACGGUACCCGGAUUCGCCCCCCGGCUCCAAACCGACACGCUUUUUGUCACGAACACUGCAGCAUGUGAGAAAGACUCCUCUGCCCCGGCUGAGAGGAGGGUCACGUGACUUCUCGUCCCCUCCACCGCCCAUCUCGCCCAUCAUUAAAAACGCCAUCUCUCUGCCUCAGCUGAACAUGAACGACGGCGGCCUGAUGAGGGCGCUGCUGCCCACCUCCACCAGCUCACCGGACGCACCGCUCUGCUCCUACGGUACCAACACAGACACCAAACUUAUCAAUUAAAUUUAUCGUUA
Sinocyclocheilus grahami is the source of this 1262-nucleotide messenger RNA. Its product is annotated as cdc42 effector protein 1-like. Lineage: Eukaryota; Metazoa; Chordata; Actinopteri; Cypriniformes; Cyprinidae. Gene Ontology annotation, molecular function: small GTPase binding. The record is from RefSeq and is a predicted model, not a curated record. The coding region runs from base 763 to 1251 and encodes 162 amino acids. Gene Ontology annotation, cellular component: cytoplasm; plasma membrane; cytoskeleton. The transcript has 3 exons. Gene Ontology annotation, biological process: regulation of cell shape; positive regulation of actin filament polymerization; positive regulation of pseudopodium assembly.